Messenger RNA from Stylophora pistillata, 1348 nucleotides. Its product is annotated as GDP-fucose protein O-fucosyltransferase 1. NCBI's taxonomy places the organism in Eukaryota, Metazoa, Cnidaria, Anthozoa, Scleractinia, Pocilloporidae. Gene Ontology annotation, molecular function: peptide-O-fucosyltransferase activity. The record is from RefSeq and is a predicted model, not a curated record. Gene Ontology annotation, biological process: protein O-linked glycosylation via fucose; Notch signaling pathway.
UUAGGUAAUUUAUAUACGAUGAUUCGUUGAGGGUAACUCGGAAGAGUUCCACGAUGGCCAUGAGGCAAGGUGUCGAAAGAAACGGUGCUUGGAUCCCUCUCUUUUUUCCUUUGUUAGGAAUUUUAUCGAUUUCUUGGGCACAAAAUCAAGUCAGUGAAGAUAUAGACGAGAAAAUUGCUUUUGAUUUGCCAGGACAACAACAACCAAUUUCGUUUGCACCAUCUACAACAGAUCAUUUAAGCACGGGAUAUAUUGUCUAUUGUCCCUGUAUGGGCCGGUUUGGAAAUCAAGCUGACCAGUUUUUAGGAUCAUUAGCUUUUGCAAAAGGGUUGAAUCGCACCCUUGUGUUACCUCCAUGGAUAGUUUAUCCAAGUUAUAAAAGAGGUGACUCUGAUCGGGUACCAUUUGAUGACUGGUUUCUUGUUAAGCCACUUGAAGCUUACCACAGUGUUAUAACAAUGGAAAAUUUCAUGAAAGACAUCGCUCCAACAAUAUGGCCACCUGGAAGAAGAAUAGGUUUCUGUUACUCAUUUCAAGAUGUUCAAAAGUGUGAUAUGAAGCAGGGAAAUCCUUUUGGACCUUUCUGGGAUCACUUUCAUAUUGACUUUGAUGAUUAUCAGGAACAUUCUGGCUUGCUGUGGGACACAGAACAAGAGUGGGCAAGGGUAGGGUGGAACACAAGAUUUCCAGAGUCAGAGUUUCCAGUUAUAGCACUGAUGGGAGCACCAGGAGCUUUCCCUGUACAUUCACAAAACAGAUGGUUACAAAAGUUUGUCCAGUGGUCGGCUAAAGUUGAAAAUAAAGCCAAGAGGUUUAUUUCAACUGUCAUGAAUAAUGAACCUUUUGUGGGUAUUCAUCUACGCAAUGGAAUUGACUUUGUGUCUGUACAUAGGAGGGACCCUUCAGAUGAAGUUAAUGAUCCGAUCCUGGACUUGGCAAUCCUUACUAUGUCAAAUCACUUUAUAGGCAACUGUGUGUCAAGCUUCACUUCGUUUGUGACUCGCUAUCGAGAAGUCAACAAUAAGCCAACAUCAUUUUGGGCUUUUAAAGAUAAAAAGUAAAACUGUGAAAAUCGCUUUUUCCCUGUAUGCGGUUGGUUUUUGGAAUCGAAGGAUUUCUACAUCAUGACAGUGUUGAAUUCAUUGCGCCUACCAGAGUUGUCAGAGUCCUUACUUUUGUGAUAUCUCGAUUUGCUAUCAGUUGACUGCAAACAGUGCUGUAAAUCAACCUCAGUAUGCACAGCUUCUGUGUUGUUUAUAGCACAUUUUAGUUUAAUUGUAUUUUAAUAUAGGAUAUUUAUAGGUGGGGAAUAAUAUAGAAAUAAUUAAAUCUCUCUUCCUGAAAUCCA